This is a messenger RNA of Lucilia sericata (common green bottle fly), 4005 nucleotides long. Its product is annotated as PP2C-like domain-containing protein CG9801. The record is from RefSeq and is a predicted model, not a curated record. The transcript has 5 exons. Bases 1506 to 3956 code for a protein of 816 amino acids. NCBI's taxonomy places the organism in Eukaryota, Metazoa, Arthropoda, Insecta, Diptera, Calliphoridae.
UUUGUCCAACCAGACGGAUGUGUUGACAGAAUUAACGGUACUUUGUGAGUGAGCAAAAGUGUUUUUACUAAAAGAAAAUGUCUUCUUGCUAAUGGAAUGCAUUAAAAUGUUUAAUAAAUAAGAAAUUCUUAAAUAAAUUAUAAAUAUACGAGUGAAUAAUAUAAAUUAAAUAGAAAAUAUUAAACAUAAUACAUAAAUUAUAAAUAAAAGCAAAAGUUAAAAUAGUGGGAAUAAUAAAAAUAUACAAGUGCACAGUAAUAUUGUUAUGACUGGCUGCGGAAAAAAAACAAAACCAGUUUAAAAGUUGUGUGUUAAAAAAUUUAUAAUUGUUUACAAAUAUUAUCAUAACAACAAUAAGAAAAUCUACAAAAAAAUAACAAAGAAAAAAAAAACAAAACAAACAAGUUGCUGCAUAAAUAAGCAUGAAUACUAAGAAAGCUAAUAAUAAAUGUGUAAAUAAAUUACAAAAUACUUAAUAAAAGAUUUAAAUAAAAUAAUAAUUAACACUAAACUUAAACUUCAAGUUAAAAACAAUAGACAAACAAUACCUACAUAUUUCUCUAGCAGGGGUGUAAGCAAGAAUAUUUUCAUAAAUUAAUUAAACACACACAUGGGAAAACUGUUAAUUUUUAAACAACAAAUUAAAAACUUCAGCCAAGUGGAACAACGUUUAAUGGCAUAUGGACCCACAUGACUUGGUUAUUUAAUAAUAAAUUGAUUUAAUCAAAUUUGAAAAAAAGUAUAGAAAAACUACUGCUUAAAAAUUAAACAAUUCAACAUUAUUGUCAGCAUCUCAACAACAAUUGCCUGCAGUGGCAGCAACGAAUAAAGAUAGAUUCAAUAAUUUAUUUUGAUAAUGUGAAUGAACUUUUUAUAUGUUUGCACACACCCAAACAUUUUCAACAUUAUCAUAGACAGCAGCAGUAUCAUCAUUAUAGUCCAAGCAUGGUCGUACUAUUAAGGCAUCAAUUGCUAUAAGAAAAACUCUUCCUAUAACCCAAAAAACAACAACAAAAAGCUGCAGAAUAUAAACCCUUAUAUACUCGUUCAGAACAAAACUUAUAAAAAAUAAACAUUGCUAGAGAAUUGUUGGGUUCUUUUUUAUAUUUUAAUUACUAUUGUAGCACAAUUCAUAUUUUUUUAUUCUUUUGUGGCUCAUCCUCCUCUUAUCAUCUCAAACCGUUAAACAAAAAGCCCCUCAGCUUGUGCAAUAGUUUGGUCAUCUACUGAUUACAAAUGAAUUUAUGGCAUAUUGAAAAAUUAAAAUCGUUAUAAUUAAGAAAAAAACAACAACAACUUUUAACAACAGUGCUUUUUAUUCAAAAACAACUAAAUUGAAGUUAUUGCUUCGCUGUCUUUAUUAAACUGACGACUAACUAACUUCAUUGCAAUAAUAGAGUUGUAAACAUCAAUUUAUUUACUGCUACACUCACUAAACGUGAAGUGAGUGAAGAGUGCAGUGCAUCGGUGUGUGGAGGAGCAGCUGCAGCAGCAGCAACUACGAAAUGCCAUCUUUAAGACAAAAGGUCACCACCUAUUUUCGUCAAUUGAGUUUUAUAGCUGAACCUCGUGAUGGCCCCAAGAGUCCGCGUAAAACAGAUGAAGAUGGAAACUUUAUAAUCAAAUAUUUAGAGGGCCGCAUGGAUCGCAUUUUCACCAACGGCCCCGAAGUCUAUAAUGGUCAAAAUCCUACCGAUUUACCAGACUACCAAAUUGCCACCUAUCCCACAGGGCCGAAUACGAUAACGGCCGCCUGUACGGGACCCGAUGAUGGUUUGACUGGUAUUAAAAGAUCUAAAUUGCAUUUGAGUGCUAGUUAUGCCGAUGACAUAGACUUCAUCGACACUAUACAGGAGUCCGAUUGUUUUGAGGUGCGCAAAAGUAUUAAUCCCACCAACAAUCGAAAUCACAAUAGAUUUCAACGUUACGGUAGCGGACGACGUCUGAGUAAUGGAGCCAGCACCAGCACAAAUGAUCAGAAUGCGAAUAAAACUAAUGGUACGACGACGGGUGGUAUGCGUUCACGUAAGAACUCAAAGACGGGAAUAGCUAAUUUGACACAGAAUCAAAAUCAAACCAAAGAGGUAACCUUAGGAGGAGCAGGUGGGGUAGGCGGUAAGACACAACAAAAGAAUGAGGAAAACUUAAGUAAAUCCACUACAAUAGUGGUUAGUAUGGUGGCUACUAGCAAAUCCACUGCAGUUAACACAAACACUGCCGCCGAUAUGAAAACAAAUGCUGCCAAUGAUCAAAAUAAUAAAAAUCUUUUAAAUACCAAGACUGAAAGUAAUAACACGACAAAUUCAAAGUUGAAGGAAAGUGGGGACCCUAAAACGGAGUUGGGUACCGUUAAAAUUCUAGAGGGUACUACAGAACGUUUACUGCGCGAGGCAGUUUCAAAUCAGUCCACAGUACAGGAAGUGGAGGAUUCUAUAGCGGGUGUUAGUAAUUGGAAAAUGGAGUGUGAUUCAGCUUAUGGCAUUUCCGUUUCGCUGUAUGAAAACAAUAUGUUAACCAAAGAACCCAUGGGCAAUCCCAUAGCCGAUUGUUAUGGUAUGGUGGUGAGAGGCAAUGCAGCUGCUAUGGCUUUAGCGGAUGGUGUUAAUUGGGGUGAUGGUGCUCGUUUGGCAGCCCGUUCAGCGGUGCAUGGCUGUUUAGAUUAUUUGGAUCGUGCCAUAUUUGGUUUGGCACAUGAGUGCAUGGCCACCUCUACACAGGAGGUCUUCAUUAGUCUUUUACGUAGUCUUUGGGAAGGUCAUGGUUGUAUAUUGGAAGUUGGUGGUGCUUUAAGUACAUUAACAAUAGCCGUAGUUUUACCUUUAGCCAAAGAGAGGGGAACGGAAGAAAAUGGCGUGGAAAUGGAGGGAGAACAGAGUGAAAAAUAUGUAGUAUGUGCCUGUAAUGUGGGUGAUUCGUUGGGCUAUGUGUACUCCAAGAAACAUGGCGUCAGAGAGUUUACUUUGGCUUCUCACGAUAUUACCUCUAUGCGGGAUAUGCGUGAUGCUUUGGGGGCAUUGGGCCCAGCCGAUGGCAAUAAACCUGAAUUGAGCAAUCUUACCUUGUCCAUGACAAUUAUAGAUCGUGGUGAUAUAGUGUUUUUAACUUCUGACGGUGUUAGUGAUAAUUUUGAUCCAGUGGUGGGUAAAUUUGCCGAAGCCUGGACUCCUGAUGUUAAAUUGAUGCCAACUACUACCUCGCCACCACAACGCAGUGGCAGUGUUUUGGCACCAAAACGUCAAAAUAAAAGCGCCUCUGCUAUAUAUGCACGUUUACAUGGUUCUUCAAAUCCUGCAAGUCCCGUGCCUCCUGUAAGACCUCCUAGAUCGAAAAAAUCUUCUUCACCCGAAAAUCCAGCUGCACCAAGUCGUCCCAAAUACAUGAGAUCCCAGACCGUCAUAGAACCAAGAAGACUUUCUUCGGGUGCUGCCAAUGUGGGCCACAUCACCUACAAUUACAAACCCAAAAUACCCAAAUCUUUAACUGGUUUACCACUGGUAACCGGACCCCAAAGACAUGCUCUUACCCUACAUCGUUUAGAAGAUCUCUUAAGUUAUGGCAUUAAUGGCACUUUCUCUCCCUGUUCCUCGGCCCGACGCCUGUGUCACUUGCUCAUUGACUUCGUGCGCAUGAUUACCUCUGCGAGACGUAAGACAUUGGAACAAAGAGAACUAUUUUACAAAUUAUCUACUGGACCUGAUGGCAUUAAGCGCGAGGUGGAAUUGAAUCGUAUGCAGCAUAGAGCAGCACGUAAACGUGUUAUAGAUAGUGCUGCUUUUGUGGCUUUACCGGGUAAAUUGGAUCAUGCUACUGUGGUGGCCUAUACAGUGGGUAGUGGUGGACGCACGUUAAACAAAAGUAAUCAACACACUCCACAGAUAUCCUUAACAACCGAAAGGCAACUUUCUAAUGAUGAUGCUGCUUUGCAAUCCAAAGAAUUUCAAGAAACAAAUUUUUGAAUUUAAAACAAAACCCUCCAAAUGAAGAAGAAAAAAACAGAACUAUACA